This is a messenger RNA of Glossina fuscipes, 641 nucleotides long. RefSeq names its product 40S ribosomal protein S12 (gene RpS12). The record is from RefSeq and is a predicted model, not a curated record. Gene Ontology annotation, molecular function: structural constituent of ribosome. Bases 156 to 575 code for a protein of 139 amino acids. Gene Ontology annotation, biological process: translation. Gene Ontology annotation, cellular component: ribosome; cytosolic small ribosomal subunit. The transcript has 3 exons. Lineage: Eukaryota; Metazoa; Arthropoda; Insecta; Diptera; Glossinidae.
CUUCCUUUAUUUCCGCCAGCCAAAAAAGGUACGACAAUCUGGGAAUUUAUCUAAAGUUUGAUUAUUAAAUAUCGUGACCAUCAUAAUAAUAACAUUCGGUUUUUUUUAUAAUUGCCGUGCCCAAAUAAUAUAUUUAAUAUUAGUAACCGACGAAAAUGGCUGAUGUUGAUGUAGAUAUUCCUUCAGCUGUACCCACAAUAGGUGCCGGUAUGGAUAUUAAUCAAGCAUUGCAAGAAGUUUUAAAAAAAUCUUUGAUUGCUGAUGGUCUUGUGCAUGGAAUUCAUCAAGCUUGUAAAGCUUUAGAUAAACGACAAGCUGUUUUAUGCAUCUUGGCAGAAUCUUUCGAUGAGCCUAAUUACAAAAAACUGGUUACUGCACUAUGCAACGAACAUCAAAUACCAUUAAUCCGAGUCGAUUCUCAUAAAAAACUUGGUGAAUGGUCAGGUUUAUGCAAAAUUGACAAAGAGGGUAAACCACGUAAAGUAUGCGGAUGCUCAGUUGUUGUUAUUAAGGAUUUUGGUGAAGAGACGCAAGCCUUAGAUGUAGUAAAAGAUCAUUUGAGGCAAAAUAGUUAAUUCCAUUUCGUUUCAUUGUGUCUCAACAAAGUGUUUAACGAAGAAAAAAAUACUUUUAAACACAAA